CUCUUUCCUUUCAGUGCGCAUGACCCGAGCCAGCAGGCGGCUGCGUGCAGACGCCGAAGCUGUGACGCCCCGGGUUUCCCAGGCUGCGCCGCGGCAGUUUAUAUCAGAAAGCCGAGGCGCAGAAAGCGGAGUGCCAACGAGAGCCGACCGCGUUUGGAGUGUGUUCUCCAAGGUUUAGAGAAAAAGCCCUCGCUCUUGUUCCUGGCCUCUGCACGUCGCCGGAACAUGCCGUUUUACUUCCUACAGGGUCUCGCGGCGGGCCUGUGAGUGUCUGUCGGCCACCCACCCACCGUCUCUUCGGAGGAAACCUCCCUCCCCCACCCGCCGACCUGCUCCGGCCAGGCGAUGACAGCGGCCUCGGCAACCCCGCAGCAGAUGAGAGACCGGCUGCUGCAGGCCAUCGAUAGCCAGAGCAACCAGAUUCGUGAUAUGGGGGUUGUACAAGAAGUGAUCUCCAGUUUGGAGAAGUACCCCAUCACCAAAGAAGCACUUGAGGAAACUCGACUUGGAAAGCUGAUUAAUGAUGUGAGGAAGAAGACAAACAAUGAGGAUCUAGCUAAGCGGGCUAAAAAAUUGCUCAGGAACUGGCAAAAACUUAUUGAACCUGGGCAAGCAGAUACAGCACCUAGGGUACCUCCUCCUGGCUCUGCAAAUGGUGGGGCACACCCUUUGCGACAAGAUGUUCUUUCUCCUUGCCCUGCCUCCCUGCAGGAACUGAAGAGCCGGAGUGAAAUCCAAAUCCCUUGCUCCCCUAAAGCAGAGAGGUCGGGAAGCCGCAAGAGGAAAGGAGAAUUGAGGGAUGGUUUUCCUCCGGCUAAACUCUCCAAGGUCAACUGUGACACUGUACACAACUCCAGCCCACCCCCAACAAAUGGUAUUAGUGGGAGCCCAGAGCCUCUACCCAGCCCACCACUUGUGGCAGAAAGAAGCCGGUUGGAAGCUUCAGAGAAUGACCGGCAAAACAAAAUACCUGUUAAUGCUGUGAAGCCACAUACAAGUUCCCCGGGGCUUGUAAAGGUCCCCAGCACUUCUUCCUUACUCAAAGCAGCAGUACUACAGCAACAGGCCAAAGCAGAUGAGGUGGUUGGGGCCUCUUGCCCCCCAAGAAGUCCACGAUGUGCAUCUUUCAGCCCAAGAAGUAUUAAGCAAGAAACUUUGGCCAAGCAGCCCACCAUUUAUGCAACCUGCAGCCCAAGGCCCUCCAUUGACGCUUCUCAGGUGCCAUCUUCACCUUCCCCACAUCUUUUGACCCCACUCCCAGUACCAGCUUCUCCCCCUCUGCCAGUUUCAGAGACCCACUCCCAGCAUCCUAAAACAGAGGCUUGCAAAGCUGUUGGUUUACCCCACUCGGAGAUAGAUGGGGGGGUUGUGCUUGAUGGUGUUACUCCUGGGUCUGAGAGCAAGCGGAAGAAAAAGUAUCGGCCUCGGGACUACACUGUAAACUUGGACGGUCAACCAACAUUAGAAGAGAAUAGCAAGCCAGUGCGGUUAAAAGAACGCAAGCUUACCUUUGACCCUGUAACUGGACAAAUUAAACCCUUAACUCACAAGGACUCCCUGUUGGCAGAUGAGGUAUCACCCCAUCACCGCAACCAAAUGUUGGUGUCGCAUCCAGCAGAAACACACAGGACAGAGCUGCUUAAGCAGGAGCCGGGAUCCCCGACUUUAACCAGCCCUUUCCAGAAAACAAACUGGAAGGAACUGGCAUGUAACAAUAUUAUCCAGUCGUACUUGAAUAAGCAGAGCAGCUUACUAUCAUCAUCGGGGGCACAAACCCCUGGUGCCCACUAUUUCAUGACAGAGUAUCUGAAACAGGAAGAGCACAAUGUGAAGGAGGCACGCAAAACUCAUGUGCUGGUGGCUAGCAGUACGCAAGCCGACUUGCCAGGGGUAAACCGUGAGCUGUGCACAGAGGACUUGCAACGUAUUCAUGAGCAGCAUUGGCCAGGUGUUAAUGGCUGCUUUGAUACAAAAGACAACUGGUACGACUGGACGCAGUGCAUCUCGUUGGACCCACAUGGGGAUGAGACCCGGCUCCACAUUUUGCCAUAUGUUUGUUUGGACUGAGUGGCAGGUGGAGUAAAACGAACCAGGUGUUUCCAUGGUUAAUGAGGCAGCAAUGGGUAAACCCAAAGCUCCGCCCCUAGCUGUUGUGAAAGGGGGAAAACGGGGCCAAUCUGCUCCUUUGCUUCUGUUUCAUUGAGCCUCAUCCCUACCCCCAUUGGUCAAGGUGCUGCUAACAUCAGCGUAGCGUGGGGCUGGGAGAGGUUGAGUCUGGAAUGCUGUUUAGGCAAUGAGAUUUUGGCCGAUGGAAGGAGAUGAGCCUGCUAAAUAUGGGGGGUGGUGGGUAAGUGCAGAAUUACCCCUCUAAUAUGCCAGUCUAGGGCAUGGCUUGUGAGGACAGGUGCAAAAAAAGGGCAUGGCACCCAUAACUACUACUUUACCCUGAGUGUGUAUGCAUGAAUUAGUAAAGGGGGCUCCCAUUUUCUUUUGGAUCACCCCCAGUGCAGUAUAAAAACAAACAAAAAAAAAAAUAUCAAUACCCUGUCCCAUGACAUUCCUUAUGAACCCCAUCAUAAUUUCUCAGUUUAAACAUAAAGGGAAGCAAGAAUUUAUUUUAAAAUAUUACUUAACAAAAAUAUAUGUAAUGUGAAGGAGUUUAAAAUGGGGGAGAUGGUUCAAAUUCUUUUCUUUAUCAGACUUUACCAAAGAGAGAGGAUUAUUUUUUGGGGGUUCCUUUUUUUCUUUUGGUAGUAGGGGAGCUUUUAUCCUGUUUUUUCCAUUAGAAUCCUAGCUCUCAUUUCGGAUUCUGCAUUCUGUUUUUUGCUUUUUGUGGUGUGCUUAUUAAUGUGUUUUUUUUUUUUUUUUUUUUAUUUAAAUAACUCUUGUUGUCUAUAUUCCACACAACCCUACUGUUUUUGUUGUUUUAUUUGUUGUCUCCUCUCUCCUACUUGGUAGCUUCCUGAAUAUUUUUUUUUUUGCCCAACGCCAAGCAAUCUAGGGGUGCUGUUCAGCUACAGCUUUGUCCUACUAUGGUGUUCAAAUUGAAUACCAGAGAAAAAGAGAGUCUACCUACUUGUCAGCAUUCCUUCUUGAUCAUGUUUGCCUUACGGAGAUCCACCGGGGAAAAAAAGCCUUAGUGAAUGUACAGAAACCAGACUUCUGGUAACCUUUCAUGCUGAAGGGAGCGACUUUGCUAUUUGGUCCUUUUAAUUGGACACCUUGUGAUAUAAAUGUGGAAAAAAUAA
This is a messenger RNA of Polypterus senegalus (gray bichir), 3248 nucleotides long. It is a transcript of the gene crsp7, whose product is annotated as cofactor required for Sp1 transcriptional activation, subunit 7. Lineage: Eukaryota; Metazoa; Chordata; Cladistia; Polypteriformes; Polypteridae. The coding region runs from base 346 to 2067 and encodes 573 amino acids. Gene Ontology annotation, molecular function: transcription coregulator activity. Gene Ontology annotation, biological process: positive regulation of gene expression; regulation of transcription by RNA polymerase II. The record is from RefSeq and is a predicted model, not a curated record. Gene Ontology annotation, cellular component: mediator complex; nucleus; core mediator complex. The transcript has 3 exons.